UGCUCAACGUUUGCCUAGGAUUGUGGGCAGCCCUCUACCAGGGAGCUGGUCAGCUCUCAGGGCUGGUUAGCCACCAUGACUGACGAGAAGACCUUCCGAAUCGGCUUCAUUGUGCUGGGCCUUUUCCUCCUAUCCCUCGGCACGUUCCUUAUGAGCCACGAUCGACCCCAGGUCUAUGGCACCUUCUACGCUAUGGGCAGCAUCAUGGUGAUCGGGGGCGUCAUCUGGAGCAUGUGCCAAUGCUAUCCUAAGAUCAGCUUUGUGCCGGCAGACUCGGACUUUGAAGGCAUCUUGUCCCCAAAGACCCUGAGCCUGCUGGAGAACAGGCUUUCGGAGGUGAAGAGCCCCCAAGCCCCCUACGUCAGGCUGUGGGAAGAAGCCGCCUACGACCAGAGCCUUCCAGACUUCACUCACAUCCAAAUGAAGGUCCUGGGCUACAGUGAGGAUCCCAGGCCCCUGCUGGCCCCUGAGCUGAAGACAGGUGUCAGCAGUGGUGGGGACGGCGAGCCUCCUCGGACUGCUCAGGCCUGGAUGGAAGCUACGGUGGUCGUCCACAGGGGCGUGGAUGAGACUGAGGGAGAAGGACCCCAUACUCAGAGCAGCCCUCCAGGGUGCCCCCCAGGCUCUGCACCCCUGGCCUCCUUCCAAGAUGACCUGGACAUGGGUUCCAGUGAAGGCAGUAGCCCCCACCCAUCCCCACCCAACAGAGAUGAGCCACACCCACAGGUACCGUGGGCCAACAGGGGUCCACCGGAUCGCUUCAGUGACUUUGCCCUCAUUGAUGACACCCCCACAUCAGAGGACGUGGUCCCAGAAGGGCAGGUGCGGGAAGCAGCUCUGCCCAGCAAGCAGCAGCGGUCCCUGAGGAUGAAGGAGAAGGAGACUGUCCAGACAAGUGCGGAGGAACCUGAGCAGGAGGAGGAAGACCUGUACUAUGGGCUACCAGACAGCCCUGGGGACCCCCUCCCCGACAAAGAGUUGGGCUUCGAGCCCGAUGUCCAGGGCUGAGAUGAAACUGCCUCCUGGGUCUAGCCUGACAGUACUGCUCUCUUCAUGUGACCCCAUAAGGCCUCAGUUUUCCUCCUUCCAAAUGGGGUUGUAUGGUAGGUCAGGUGAGGCAGUGAGCUGAAGCAUCUUGGGAACCGAAAAGAACACACAGGGGAGGCAGCAGUCACCCCCCACCUCCAGUGAGUACAUGCUUCGGAUUGUAGCUUGUUCUGUUGACCUGCAGGUCAAGCGGGCUUUUCUGAGGUCUUCCUGUGUUACAGCCAGACUCACGGAAGCCCUUCCCAUCUCCUAAUGCGACCUCUAAUUGGGCCCCCUGUGGUGUUACCCAGGGCCCCUGCUCCUCUAUAGAGGACUCUCAGGGCC
Molecule: messenger RNA, 1371 nt
Organism: Peromyscus maniculatus bairdii (prairie deer mouse)
Lineage: Eukaryota; Metazoa; Chordata; Mammalia; Rodentia; Cricetidae
Gene: Bsnd
Product: barttin CLCNK type accessory subunit beta
Biological process (GO): chloride transport
Cellular component (GO): basolateral plasma membrane
Molecular function (GO): chloride channel regulator activity
Source: RefSeq, a predicted model, not a curated record